Messenger RNA from Paraphaeosphaeria sporulosa, 748 nucleotides. Its product is annotated as TPR-like protein. Lineage: Eukaryota; Fungi; Ascomycota; Dothideomycetes; Pleosporales; Didymosphaeriaceae. Gene Ontology annotation, molecular function: Hsp90 protein binding. The record is from RefSeq and is a predicted model, not a curated record. The transcript is spliced from 4 exons. Bases 91 to 561 code for a protein of 156 amino acids.
UUUAUUUAACAGACCACCGCUGCCUACCACACGCGCCACGCCCAGCACGAGAAUAAUUAUAUCCCUUCUCAGCUCUCCACACCAAUCACAAUGGCCGACGCACUCAAGGCAGAGGGCAACAAGCUGUUCGCGGAGAAGAAGUUCGAAGAAUCCAUCGAGAAGUUCACACAAGCUAUCGAGCUUGAUCCCUCAAAUCAUGUGCUCUACUCGAACCGAUCGGGCGCCUACGCCUCACUGAAGGACUACACCAAGGCAGCGAAAGAGGCCAAGGCCAAGGCUGACGAGCUCAAGAAGCAAGGCACAGAGUUCUACAAGAAGCGUCAAUUCGACGAGGCCAUUGAAAAGUACAACGAGGCCUGGGAGACACACAAGGACAUCACCUACAAGACAAACUUGGGAGCAGCCAAGUUCGAGAAGGGCGACUACGAGGGCUGCAUCCAGGCCUGUAACGAGGCUGUAGAGUAUGGCCGUGAGAUCUACGCCGAGUACAGAAGCUCAUGGCCGCGGGCGUCAUCCGCAUGGGUCGCUAGACGGGCGCGCGAGGGAUGUGUCACGAUGUAAUGCCAGUUUCUUGCCGGUGAUGUCGAAACGGAAGAUUCUCAGUUCUCGAUUCGGUUCACACCUCUUUGUUCAUGGAUGGGCGUAAAUGCAUAGCGUAUAGGUAGCUAUUUGAGAGAUUCGGUUCCAUUCAAAUCUAUGUUCCCAACAUGCACAUGCACAUGCCCACCUCCUCUCAUCGCGUACAAGC